Molecule: messenger RNA, 426 nt
Organism: Geosmithia morbida
Lineage: Eukaryota; Fungi; Ascomycota; Sordariomycetes; Hypocreales; Bionectriaceae
Product: KR domain
Exons: 1
Coding region: 1-426 (141 amino acids)
Source: RefSeq, a predicted model, not a curated record
AUGAUGCAGGCCAACCACCACUCGACCGUGCUGCUAGCCACGCUACUUCUCCCCGUCCCCAAGGUCAAGUCACCACCACCGGGGGAGCCGGGGGUGUCAGCAUCGUCAACCUGGGUACAUUGGAUCUUGGCGCAGCCUGCCGACCGUCAUAAGACGUCCUUUCUUGCCGCACUGCACAGCUCCGAGGGCUAUGGCAAUGCCGUCUACUACCCAGAUAGCAAGGCUAUCACGCACUCGUGGAUGUUCAGGCUCGCCGAGGAGGUCAGCCCAGAGGACGUUGUAGUUGACCUUGGUGAUCUGGGCGUGACGGAUGGCAUCGGCGCAUUCGACAAUAUAUUUGCCUUGGUAUGCCAGGGUCUCCUAUGCCCUACGCAGAUCUCGUCACCCAUCUCACUAUUCCCUACCCCGAGCAGACUCGUUGUCUGA